GGUUAAAAGUUUCUUAAUGGAUGGUCCGUAUUGGUAGUUGUGAUUUUUAUUUUAUUUUUUUAUGUAGAGAAAAGGAGAGGAGACGACAAUAUCCCAUGAAUAUGAUGACAACCUUGAAACUAAAUCUGGGUCAGCACAUGAUUGUGUCUCCCCGCGCCACUCGCACAGUCGCAUUCGCACCACCCUCCUCCGUUACCGUAUCUCUGACUCACCAACAUGCUUCUGCUCCUUCUUCCUCCUCUUCUCUAAUUCUACGUCAUAAUGGUACACGGGUCAGGUCCCAUUCUCAACCAUUCCCAGAAUCCGAUGACCAAGUUGAAGACCUUAGGGUCCCUGACAAUUGGUUAGACCCAACCAUCGCCUUCCAGGAAUCAGAGUGGCUUAGGGUUACUUUACAUAAAUGGUUGGAUGAUGAGUACUGUCCUGAAGAAACCAAUGUGGAAAUAAGCAGAGUUGCUGCCAACUCAUUCUACAAUUCUCUGCUACAGAAGCAAACAGACUUGGGUGAGAUUCUGUUGAAGAUGGCCCGUGAAUUGGAGUCUAUUAAUUAUAAAGAGAGUUUCCAUGGGGCAUUCUCAUCAGCAAAUGCUGCUAUUGACCUCAUUGCUCAACGGAUAGAACAGCUCUGCCAGUCAAUUUGAAUUUGAUUGCUCUAAUUUGUUUGUUUUGGUUAUAGUACACAAUCUUGUUCACACUUGACUUCUUCUUAGCUUUAAUCCCCGGAAUAUUGUAUUGUAGGCCAUUCUAUGGUUUUUUUUUUUUUUUUUUUUUAAUGUUUGAGUACUUUGGUGUCCAUUUCUCAGCUUCCUGAAAAUGGAAUGAAUCUCAUAAAGCAAUGUGUUCAUGUUAUACUCUGAAUUUAAUUAAGUUGGUAUGCAUGGAGUUAGGGUUUCUUUUCCGUAA
Molecule: messenger RNA, 903 nt
Organism: Glycine soja
Lineage: Eukaryota; Viridiplantae; Streptophyta; Magnoliopsida; Fabales; Fabaceae
Exons: 2
Coding region: 21-641 (206 amino acids)
Source: RefSeq, a predicted model, not a curated record